UUGAGACCAGGUCAAUUCUGGCUCGCUAAACUACAAUUGUAGUGAGUACGCCUGUUGAUCGAGUCCCAAACCAAUUUUUUAAUCAUCAAUAAUUCUUGAUAUUACCGUCUGGCUCUCUGACAAGAAGAGUUCCUUAUUUAAGCCUGCUCAGCAAAAGAUCGAUUAAACAGCAAAGAAACAGAUCUCUUACUUGAAUGAGGUCAAUGAAGAGACACUUUGCCGAAACAAAUCGAAGCUCUGCUAUGGCAGAAAACAUUACAGAGGAUAUUAUCAUCGACAUACUGUCGAGGUUACCAGUCAAGUCCUUGAUGCGAUUCAAGUGCGUAAGCAAGCGAUGGUGGUCUCUAAUUUCCGACCAGCACUUCGUGAAAUUGCACCUGCAAAGGCUCAUCUUGGAGAAUAUGACCCCUAGCCAGAAAAUUAUCAGAAGCAACCCACUCCAAACCAUAGACUAUGAAGCACUCGACAACGACGAGGUCAAUGAUCAUGUGGUGGUAGAGUCUCAUGACUUGGGAAGGGAUGAACCCUGGGGGCUCGCGGGGUCGUGCCACGGCUUGGUGAGUUUGGCUGUCGACGAUGGAUUUCUCGUGUAUAACCCAACCACCAAGGAGUCCAGGAAGUUGCCGGGUUCUAAUUUAGUUGCAGAACACGAGUUCUUCCAUGGAUUCGGUUACAACUCCGCAACUGAUGACUAUAAAAUAGUGCAUGGAGCUUUCUUUACAGCAAAUGAUGGCUCUAAGGAAUGUGGAUUGGAGAUAUUUUCACUCCGAUCUGGCUCCUGGAGAAGGGUUCUUAGCCAAGAUGUUCCCAAGUUGGAUGGAGUUGGAAUUUAUCUAAACGGGGCUGUUCAUUGGAUCGUGAAUCAUGGAAGUGGAAAUAGGAUAAACCAAGCGAUCAUUCCAUUUGGUUUGGCCACGGAAACAUUUGAAGAGGCAAUUCCAAUCCCCAAAGUCGAAGGUAUAGUUUUUUAGGGUCUGGGGAUUCACGGGGGACGCCUAUUCAUUUAUGAUGGCACUUGGAGACCACGUUUCGAGGCUUGGAUCAUGAACGAAUAUGGGAAAGAGGAAUCUUGGACAAGAUUGUUCACUGUCCUGACUGACGGUUUACCUGCCUGUCAACUUUAUACGAUCCCGAUAGCCUACACCCAAAGCAGAAAAAUUGUUUUCCAGAUCGAUGUGUCGGAGAUGAUUCUGUUCAAUCCGGAGGAUGGUACUUACAAGAAUUACCCCAUUGAAGAGUAUGAUAAUGUCGAGUCUACUAUCUACGUGGAAACUCUUGUUUCACCCAAUGUUGGCCAUGAGCCAUGUACGAGCUCUACAUGUGCUGGUUUAGCACGCUAUGUUUAGUACAC
Molecule: messenger RNA, 1351 nt
Organism: Syzygium oleosum
Lineage: Eukaryota; Viridiplantae; Streptophyta; Magnoliopsida; Myrtales; Myrtaceae
Product: F-box/kelch-repeat protein At3g06240
Exons: 1
Coding region: 195-971 (258 amino acids)
Molecular function (GO): protein binding
Source: RefSeq, a predicted model, not a curated record